Ceratitis capitata (Mediterranean fruit fly) is the source of this 1042-nucleotide messenger RNA. RefSeq names its product cilia- and flagella-associated protein 20 (gene Bug22). NCBI's taxonomy places the organism in Eukaryota, Metazoa, Arthropoda, Insecta, Diptera, Tephritidae. Bases 112 to 711 code for a protein of 199 amino acids. Gene Ontology annotation, biological process: regulation of cilium beat frequency involved in ciliary motility; cilium assembly; positive regulation of cell motility. The record is from RefSeq and is a predicted model, not a curated record. Gene Ontology annotation, cellular component: ciliary basal body; motile cilium. The transcript has 2 exons.
GCAUCUCUAAUGUAUUAAUUUUCCGGUUGUUUAUACAAAUAUACUUGACAAAAAAUUUUUAGGUAGUAAUAGCAUUUCAAAGAACAAAAUCAGUCUAGAAAUUCAUCAGCGAUGUUUAAAAAUACAUUUCAAUCUGGGUUUCUUUCGAUUCUGUACAGCAUCGGUAGUAAGCCGUUGCAGAUAUGGGAUAAAAAAGUUCGAAAUGGCCAUAUAAAGAGAAUUACAGAUAAUGAUAUUCAAAGCUUAGUCCUUGAGAUCGUCGGAACAAAUGUUAGCACAACAUUUAUAACAUGUCCUGCUGACCCCAAAAAAACUUUGGGAAUAAAACUGCCUUAUUUAGUUAUGAUAAUAAAAAAUCUCAAGAAGUAUUUCACGUUUGAAGUGCAGGUUCUGGAUGAUAAAAAUGUGCGUCGUAGAUUCCGUGCCAGUAAUUAUCAAUCAACAACCCGCGUGAAGCCAUUUAUAUGUACUAUGCCGAUGCGUCUUGAUGAAGGAUGGAAUCAAAUACAAUUUAAUUUGUCGGAUUUUACUAGAAGAGCUUAUGGGACGAAUUACGUUGAGACUCUACGUGUGCAAAUACACGCAAAUUGUAGAAUACGACGAGUUUACUUUUCGGAUAGACUUUAUUCCGAAGAAGAGUUACCUCCGGAGUUUAAAUUAUUUUUACCAAUUCAAAAGCCUCAAAAAGCACUACAUGCUGUUUGCAGUUGAUAAAUUAAAUGUGUUAAAACUAUGAAAAAAAAAACUUUUUAAAGGCCUCUUAAUCAUAUAGUACCAAUCGGACCAAAGUGCGCCUAAUAUGUUCUGCGCUGCUUAAUACCGCUUGGGAAAUUUCGAUUUUGGGGCAGUGUUUAAAAGACUGUAUUUUGAUUCGAAAGCUCGUCGCGCUCCACAACAAAAUUCAAUUCGAAUGAGCUCCCAUACUUAAUGUUUCGUUCGAAUCAAUUUUCAAAAAUAUUCAAGCUUAGUUAUCAUGGCAAACGCAAUACAAAAUUCUAAAGAAAAAUGAAACCAAUAAAAUUAUGUAAAUUUUUUAGUGGAA